Magallana angulata is the source of this 1022-nucleotide messenger RNA. RefSeq lists its product as uncharacterized. The transcript has 4 exons. The record is from RefSeq and is a predicted model, not a curated record. Lineage: Eukaryota; Metazoa; Mollusca; Bivalvia; Ostreida; Ostreidae. Bases 80 to 850 code for a protein of 256 amino acids.
GACAUAAAUCUUUGCAGAUCUUCACUCCUCAUACCUCCAGUGUUCUUUGUUGCCAAGCGUGUCAUCUCCUUUGAUCACUAUGGGUUUCUUCUUGAUUGCUGUUACCAGUCUUAUUGCUGUAGCAAGCGCCGCUCCAACUUAUGGCGGAGGAAGUGCUAACAAUGCCAAUAACAUGAAUAUGCCAGCGAAUAUGGGAAUGAACAACGGAGCUAUGAAUGCAAUGCCCGCUAAUACGAAUACGGCCGCUAUGAAUAUGAUGGCAACUAACAUGGGCAACAACAAAGGCGCCAUGAAUACCAAUGUGGCCAAUAUGAUGAACGCCGUUAACAUGAACAACAACAUGAAUGCCAAUGUAGCCAAUAUGAUGAACACCGUUAACAUGGGCAACAACAUGAACACGAUGCCAGCUAACAUGAAUAAUGCUGUAAACAUGAUGAUGGCAGCUAAUAUGGGCAACAACAAUGGAGCCAAUAUGGCAAAUAUGAUGAACGCAAUGAACAUGAUGCCAGCUAAUAUGGGCAACAACAAAGGAGCAAUGAACGUUAUGAUGCCAGCUAAUAUGGGCAACAACAACAAUGGAGCCAAUUUGGCAAAUAUUAUGAACGCCAUGAACAUGAUGCCAGCUAAUAUGGGUAACAACAAGGGAGCAAUGAACACUAUGAUGCCAGCUAAUAUGGGCAACAACAACAAUGGAGCCACAAAUGCCAACAUGGCAAAUAUGAUGAACGCCGUAAACAUGAUGAUGAUGAAUGGAGGAAACAAUGGAGCUAUGGGAAAUGUAAUGAUGCCAAACAACAUGGGACCUAAUAACAACGCUGGUAUGAAUAUGAAAUCCUCCUAUGUGGGGUAAACACCUGCAGAUAUUUUGCACCGUUGAACAAAAGACCCCGAGGAGCUCUGUUAUACGCCUUAUUUUCAUUUUUCAUGAAUAAUAAAAUAUAUUGCUAAAACACAUUGUCUAUUGUAUUUUGUAUUUCUCAUUUAUAAUUGCUAUCAAAAGCAUGCAUUGAUUACAAAUAAAA